This is a messenger RNA of Mytilus trossulus (common blue mussel), 3066 nucleotides long. RefSeq names its product phosphatidylinositol transfer protein 3-like. Lineage: Eukaryota; Metazoa; Mollusca; Bivalvia; Mytilida; Mytilidae. The transcript has 5 exons. The record is from RefSeq and is a predicted model, not a curated record. The coding region runs from base 2006 to 3040 and encodes 344 amino acids.
CUCAAUGCAUAUAACAAUUUAAAAAAAAAGUAUUUUUACCAUUAUAAGUGACUUAGUCAAUGUACCGCCUUCAACACGGAGCCUUAGCUCACACCGAACAACGAGCUAACAAGGGCCCCAACAUCACUCGUGUAAAACCAUUCAAACGGGAAAACCAACGGUAUAAUCUAUAUUAAAAAAACGAGAUACACGUAAAAAUUACAUAAACAACGACAACUACUGAACAUCAGAUUCCUGACUUAGGACAGGUGCAAACAUUUGCAGCGGGAUUAAACGUUUCAACGGUACCAAACCUUCUCCCUUUUCCUGAAACAAUAGGGUAACAUCACAACAUAGAAAAACACACGAUAAAAUAUCAAUUGGCAGGCUUAACUAAAUCAAAAAACGCAAAUUAAUAAUAUGCAGCUUUACAUGUAAGAAUGUCCUUAUAUUGCUAUGGUGUACUUAUAUGUUGCUGAUUUUUGAAGGCAUGAACUUAUGUUGACUUAAAGAUGAAAAAUUACCAAAAAAGGCAUCGUGUCAUAGCUUUGAUUGCACGGUAUUGUUAUAGAUAUGUCAAAACAAGGUUUACUCCAUACCCCUUACAUUUAAUUAUCAAUAAAAUGUUCCAUAGUACUCAAUAACUUACAAAAAAGCAGUGAUGUUGUUAUAUAUCUGUAACAAGAGUUGCUAGUAAAAAAAGAGGCAGAUGACAAUUUAUGUAUCAAAGUAUCACACAUGUUUAUAUUUAUAAAAUUAGGUAUGCUAUAUUAUGUUUGUGCAUUUAUUAAAAAAACAACUUAUUGAAGUUUUAUAUAUAAUUCGAAUGAAUUCGAAUAGAAUGCGAAUAUAAUCGCUUUUCGCGUUUAAACACUCGGAAGUUCUUUUUUAAUUCGAAUUAUUCAAUUCGCAUUAGAAAUACGCUUUUGUGAAUACGAACUAAUGUUUACGGUCAAGUUGCAAAUAUAUAGUUCAUAAUGGAAAGUUGGCAAUCAUAUUACAUCUUAUUUUUAUGAGUCCUAUAUAUAUAGAAUGUUUCCGAAGAUGUGGCAGACAUGCGUAGACUUGUACAAUUCAUAAUAUCCCUGAAGAUGGAGAAAAUGGCAAUCAAAAUUCCUUUCCGCGUGUUUUCUGAAGAUAGAGAAGUGGCCGAACACGGGUGUUAUUCAGAAUGUUUCAUAACGUAGAGAACAUAAUUAAUAUUCAUAAUAUUUAUACAGAUGGCGAAGAGGGGUAAUUUUCAGAAUAUUUGCAAUAAAAUUGAGAAUGGAAAUUGGGAAAGUGUUAAAGAGACAACAACCCGACCAUAGAACAGACAACAGCAGAAGGUCACCAACAGGUCUUCAGCAUUGCAGCGAGAAAUUCCCGCACCAGAGGUGUCCUUCAGCUGGCCCUUAAACAAAUAUUUAUACUAGUUCAGUGAAAAUGUACAAUAAUAGUUAACUUGAAGAAAAGAGACUGACUAUUCAGAAUCUUUCUGAAAUUAAAAAAACAUGGACAUGUGCUGCUCAGAAUUUUCUGAAGACGGCGAACACGACGAAUAGGUUGGCGAAUUGUCGACAUGACAUAUUGCCAAUUCUGUACCAGCCUGAUAUGCCAGUCAUUAUUCAUUCCGAGUCCAUUGUUUCAUUUUUACAUAAUUACAUGAACGUUUGAAUAAUUUCGCUAAUAUCCGCCAUUUUUUAUGCACUAUAAUUUUUUCCCCCCAUUAAGGCUACACUAUAACCAACAGGUAAUUAUAACCCAUUUUGGUGUCUGGUCCCAACCUGCUAUAAAAUAUUAUUAUUAUUAAAGAUAGCAGCUAAUAGGAUGCAUGGUAGACAACUCUAUUGUCAAAUGCCACGUAUAUAUACAUCAGUAUAGGUAGGCUUAGAUCAAUAUGAUUUAAAAGUUCAGUAUUAAUUCACCAUGUGAGAAAACAACAUAUGUUAUUUUGAAACAGAUUAUAUAUUACAUAUUUAGAGAUAUAUAUUGGUUUUAUGGACAUAUUUAUUUAAUACAUCCAUUUCACAACAAUAUAUUUGACAUGGAACAUAGCCAGAAAAUACUAGAGCUGAAGAAAAGACUGGUGGGAAUUAAGCCACUAGAAGACGAGCCUGACUUCUUUAACUCAGAAGAAACGCUAGUAAGAUUUUUGAAAUCAAGGGAAUGGAAUAUAAACGAUACUGAGAAAAUGCUAAAAGAAUCAAUAGAAUACAGAAGAAGAAUUCGGCCUUUACAUUUAGAUUGUAAAUGGUGCCAUGACCGACCGGGUUGUCAUUCAAUGAGACAAGUUGGUUUUGAUGAAGCUGGAAGACCUGUCAUUUACUCCAAUUUUGCUCAGGCUAAUCUACGUCAUAAUACAACGGAAGAUACUAUCUGUCAUUGUACCUAUCUUAUAGAAAAUGCAAAAAGGACUAUGCCACCUGGAGUAUCAACUUGGGUCUUUGUUAUUGAUUGUACAGGUAUGACUAUACAAGCUUGUAAUCCAAAGCUUGGUUAUGGUGUUACACAAGUAAUGGCUAAUCAUUAUCCAGAACGUCUAGGACUUGUUAUCUGUGUUAAUCAUAACCCAGUCUUCCAAGGUAUCUGGAAAGCCAUGAAAGUAUUUAUACACCCAAACACUUCAUCCAAAGUCAAACUUGUCAAGUCAAAGUCUAAAGUCAAACAAACAUUCCUGGAGGUAUUCCCGUCAGAAUUGACAGACUGGAUUCUUGAGGAAAUGAGACAAAACAAGAUCAAGCCAUUACCUUCAACACAGAGGGAGUUCUGGAAUAAACCUGCCGACACUGGACGUCAUGAUCCAAGAGGUUGUUUGUCAUAUGUAGAAAAAUACAUUGAAAGAAGUGAAAAAGAAAAUGCUGCUAUUGAGAUUGAACAUAAAGCACAUCCGAAUAUGAUAGAUUCUAUAAAGGGAAAAGUUGUAUCGUUGAAAAAAUCUUCUGAACUUGAAAAGAAGUCAUCACCAUUCCAUCAUGUUGAUUCUUGUAAUUCGGACAGUGAUGAGGAAUUUGAACAAAUUGAAAUGCUAGAUAUUCCAGAUGAGUUCAAAGUUCCUGAUGAUGCAGUCAAAUUUACAUGAAUAAAGUUUUGUUAAUUGUUUUAAAA